Messenger RNA from Daldinia vernicosa, 1448 nucleotides. RefSeq names its product KptA family-domain-containing protein. Gene Ontology annotation, molecular function: tRNA 2'-phosphotransferase activity. Bases 406 to 1356 code for a protein of 316 amino acids. The record is from RefSeq and is a predicted model, not a curated record. Gene Ontology annotation, biological process: tRNA splicing, via endonucleolytic cleavage and ligation. Lineage: Eukaryota; Fungi; Ascomycota; Sordariomycetes; Xylariales; Hypoxylaceae. The transcript has 2 exons.
AGAAUGACGCUUUUAAAAAUUCAAGCAAGCAAUUGACUCAGACCGAAGGGUGGAUCUACUUAUUUACUAGCGACAUAAUUUAUUUGGAUACUUUGACAAUCCCGUAACACUACCUAAACACACAUAGCAAUUACUGCCUAGUAGGUACCUACCUACAAUCAUAGAGCCAAAUCCAGUCAACUUAAGAGGUAGAAUAAAGAGCCCUCGCUAAGUUCACUCUAUACACCUCAUAAAAACUAUUGCACUCUGGCUAGCCUAUACUUAAUUAAGCAGCUGCCCUUCCGCUGCUACCCGGCGCUGCGCACUCUCCAGGCUCGGCUUACACUAGCAUCGCCGGCCGCGCGCAUACAUAGCUUCCACACUAGAAGCGCUUGCUACAGCAAAAACAAGAGGAACAGGUUAGAGAUGGCGGACGACUUGCUCGCCGAGGCCGCCGCUGAGCGAAUGGAGGGCAUGGCGCUUAGGGGUAAAGGCAGAGGGGGACGGGAUCGACGCGGUGGCGGUAGAGGAGGUGGAAAGGGCCUAGACCGCGAGGUGUUGAUUUCGAAGGCGCUGUCGUCGCUGCUCCGACAUCAGGCUGAGAACGCGGGGAUUAAGCUUGAUGCUGAGGGGUACGCGCCGCUGGAUAAAGUGAUCCAAUGGCCGCGCAUCCGCUCGCUCAACCCGUCCUUCGACGAGAUCCGCUCCUCGGUCGCGGACAACGCCAAGCAGCGCUUCGCCAUGAAGCCCAAGGACCCAUCUGUCGCGGAUCCGGAGAGCGCGCCGGCCGACCCAGCCGCGUGGCUGAUCCGCGCCAACCAGGGCCACAGCAUCGCGCUCGAGGCCGAGGAGAUACACAAGCCCGUCACUCUGGAAGACGCUAACGUGCCGCCGAUCGUCGUCCACGGCACUUACUUCGCCUUCUGGCCCGCGAUCGUGGCGUCCGGCGGGCUGAAGCGCAUGGGCCGGCAGCACGUGCACUUCGGGACGGGGCUGUUGCCCGAGGACGGCGAUGCUGGUGCUACUAGCCAAGGGGGAGUGGUCAGCGGCAUGAGGUCCGAUGCGGAGCUGCUCAUGUUUGCGGACGUGGAGAAGAGCCUGAGAGAGGACGGCGGGAUUAAGUGGUGGAUCAGCGCGAACGGGGUCGUGCUGACGGAUGGGAACGAAGACGGUCUGGUGCCGCUGAAGUAUAUCAAGGAGGUGAGGGGGCGCAAGCAGGGCGUGGGCGUCUUGUGGCGCGACGGCGAGAAGGUAGCGGAUUUACCGCCGGAUAUUGUCGUGAAGGCACCUUUUGGGAAGGGUAGAGGGGGUAGGGGUGGGGGUGCAGGACGGGGAGGAAGAGGUGGAAGGGGGGCAGGCCAGGGGGAGGCAAAGUGAAUGAAUGGUCGAUAACGCAAGAAGGAUGAGCGCGUGGAAAAUAUGUGUUACUUAGAUCAGGGACACGUAGAAAUGAUCACGAUGCUAAGCCC